AUGAUGCAUCCUCAAGUCUUCAUUUCAAGCCUCAUACUACUUCUCCCAGGUGCUCUGGGUUCUUACACAGUAGUGGAAGGUGUGGUGGGUCACCCUGUCACACUGCCAUGUACUUACUCAACAAAUGGGGGAGUCACUACCGCAUGCUGGGGCCUCGGGGAAUGUAAGUCUUUUUACUGUGCAAGAACGCUUAUCUGGACCAAUGGAUAUCAAGUCUCCUAUAAGAGGAGCAGCCGAUACCAGCUAAAGGGGCAUAUUUCAGAAGGAAACGUGUCCUUGACAAUAGAGAAUGCUGUUCAGAGUGACAGUGGUCCAUAUUGUUGUAUAGUGGAGAUUCCUGGAUCCUUUCGUUAUGUGACCUAUUCCUUGGAAAUCAAACCAGAAAUUCCUACAAGUCCUCCAACAAGACCCACAACUACAGCAAGACCCACAUCUACAGCAAGACCCACAUCUACAGCAAGACCCACAACUACAGCAAGAACCACAACUACAGCAAGUACCGCGACUAUUUCAACAAGACCCACCCAUGUACCCACAUCACCCCGAGUCUCCACCUCUCCUCCAACACUAACACACAUGCAGACUCACACAGCAGAACCCACUACAUUUUAUCCACAUCAGACAACAGCUGAGGUGACAGAAACCCCAUCCUAUGCUCUUGCAGAUUUGAAUUACACUGUGACAUCCUCAGACAACUUUUGCAAUAAUUACCCUGAAUCGAUCCCUUCACAGAAGCAGCAGAACAUGACUAAUGACUUCUAUAUCAGCAUCUCCAUCGCUGCUCUGCUGCUGCUGCUGCUGCUGCUUGUGUGCACCCUGGCUGUCACCAGGUACAUCCUUAUGAAAAAGAAGUCGGGGUCUCUAAGCUUGGUAGCAUUCCGUGUCUCUAAGAUGGGAGCUUUACAGAACACAGUGGUUGUGUGGCCAUGA
This is a messenger RNA of Peromyscus californicus insignis, 930 nucleotides long. RefSeq names its product T-cell immunoglobulin and mucin domain-containing protein 2-like. Lineage: Eukaryota; Metazoa; Chordata; Mammalia; Rodentia; Cricetidae. The record is from RefSeq and is a predicted model, not a curated record. The transcript is spliced from 8 exons. Gene Ontology annotation, cellular component: cell surface. Bases 1 to 930 code for a protein of 309 amino acids. Gene Ontology annotation, biological process: phagocytosis, engulfment; positive regulation of mast cell activation. Gene Ontology annotation, molecular function: phosphatidylserine binding; virus receptor activity.